GCUCCAGGCUGCGGCCGCUCCAAGCAAUGAUUAACCCCUCGGGGCGGCCGGCGCGGGGCCCGGGGCGGAGGCGGCGGGCUGGGGCGGGACCCCGGAGGACCGCUCGGCUUCCUGCUUUCGCCGAAGUUUCCUCGUAGAGGGCGCAGCGCCCGCAGGGGCCCGCGGCGCGGCGUGGCGCAGGGCGCGGCGCCGGGCGCGCGUGGGCGCCGAGUCGGCUGCCGGGGUCACCAUGAGGACUCUCCGCAGGUUGAAGUUCAUGAGUUCGCCCAGCCUCAGUGAUCUGGGCAAGAGAGAGCCGGCCGCCGCCGCCGCAGACGAGCGGGGCACGCAGCAGCGCCGGGCCUGCGCCAACGCCACCUGGAACAGCAUCCACAACGGGGUGAUCGCCGUCUUCCAGCGCAAGGGGCUGCCCGACCAGGAGCUUUUCAGCCUCAACGAAGGCGUCCGGCAGCUGCUGAAGACGGAGCUGGGGUCCUUCUUCACGGAGUACCUGCAGAACCAGCUGCUGACAAAAGGCAUGGUCAUCCUCCGGGACAAGAUCCGCUUCUACGAGGGACAGAAGCUGCUGGACUCCCUGGCAGAGACCUGGGACUUCUUCUUCAGCGACGUGCUGCCCACGCUGCAGGCUGUCUUCUACCCGGUGCAGGGCAAGGAGCCGUCGGUGCGCCAGCUGGCCCUGCUGCACUUCCGGAACACCAUCACCCUCAGCGUGAAGCUGGAGGAUGCACUGGCCCGCGCGCACGCCCGCGUGCCCCCCGCCAUCGUGCAGAUGCUGCUGGUGCUGCAGGGGGUACAUGAGUCCCGGGGAGUGACCAAGGACUACCUGCGCCUGGAGUCGCUGAUCCAGAAGGUGGUGUCACCCUACCUGGGCACCUACGGCCUCUACUCCAGCGAGGGUUCAUUCACGCACUCCUGCAUCCUGGAGAAGCACUUCCUGCGCCGCUCCCGCUCGGGGGACGUCCUGGCCAAGAACCCGGUGGUGCGCUCCAAGAGCUACAACACGCCGCUGCUGAACCCCGUGGCUGAGCACGAGGCUGAGGGCGCGGCGGCCGGCGGCGCGGGCAUCCGCAGGCACUCCGUCUCCGAGAUGACAUCCUGCCCCGAGCCCCAAGGCUUCGCCGACACGCCCAGCCAGGGCCCCGCCGGGACCUUCAGAUCCUCCCCGGCCCCCCAGUCGGGGCCCUGCCCCAGCAGACUGUAUCCGCCCGCCCAGCCCCCCGAGCCCGGCCUAGGCCCGGCCCGUGGCUCCCCAGCCUCCUCCAGCCCCGAGAACCUGGUGGACCAGAUCUUGGAAUCUGUCGACUCGGAUUCGGAAGGGAUCUUCAUUGACUUUGGCCGGGGCGCUGGCUCUGGCACGUCUGAGUCUGAGGGGGCCGGGGGCCGGCAGAGCAUCGUGUGAGCGCCUCGUGUUUUACUGACCCCAUGUAUCUGGUGCGUGAGUGCGGGAGUUUUCUACUCUGUCCCAUCCUGACCCCCGUGGGCCUCAGCCACCUGGGCAUGCCUGAGCCUUGGCGGGAAAAACCGUCGCUGCCCCGGGUCCAGCACCACUGUGUCCUGGGGCGUCUGCGUGCCGGGCUCUCCAGGUGCCCGGGGCAGCCUUGUGUGUGUGGAGCUGCCAUGGCCGUCCCACCACCCCUGCCCACCCCAGCCCUCCGACGUCCACACCUUGGAGACUGUGAAUCCCUCAGCUUGGCCAGGCCCCCAGAGUGAUGGGGUCUGUAGCAGACUGGCCUUUUCCCUCCUAACUCACCUCAGGCCACAGUGUAAUCUCCUGUGCGUGACUCUGUCCCAGACUCUCUGAGCGCCGUGUCUUCUCUUUGCCCAAGGUGGCCAUGGGCAGAAAGCAGGUGGAAUAAAACUUGUAUACCUGG
Camelus dromedarius (Arabian camel) is the source of this 1871-nucleotide messenger RNA. It is a transcript of the gene PRR5, whose product is annotated as proline rich 5. The transcript is spliced from 8 exons. Gene Ontology annotation, cellular component: TORC2 complex. The record is from RefSeq and is a predicted model, not a curated record. Lineage: Eukaryota; Metazoa; Chordata; Mammalia; Artiodactyla; Camelidae. Bases 230 to 1399 code for a protein of 389 amino acids. Gene Ontology annotation, biological process: TORC2 signaling.